AUGACUGACGUUACGAUUACCUCCAUUUCCUUGACGUCGAUCAUUAUCACGUGUAACCCCGGGUUUGAAAUGGUCAGUUGUGUGGAUGGCGGUGGAAGUGAGGCGGUUACAGUUACAUGCCAAUGUUCAGCGCUAACGGCUCCAGCGAACGGAAGAGUUGACAAAAACUAUGAAACAACACCUCUUGGUGGAACAGCAACUUACUCGUGCGAUGCAGGCUAUACCCUUUCGGACACUGCCACAAGAUACUGCGUGAGUGGCACCGGAUGGGUCGGUUCAGGGCCUACCUGCGACGCGAGCCUAAUUGACUGUGGGUCCCCAUCUGAACCCGAGAACGGCUUUGUGUUUGCUGUGACUACAACAGUGGGGUCAACGGCUCUUUAUAGUUGUGAAAUUGGUAACGAGUUGGUCGGUGACAGUACCCGCACGUGUGGAGCUUCUGGCUGGGGGUAUUCUGAGCCAUUCUGUGAAGCUUGCACUAAUAACGGUGGAGAAUGUCUCACCGUCGCCAAUACGGCAUGCGAUGAAGGAGGGACUGGUGUCUGUGAAUGUAACGCGGGAUAUACUGUCCUUGCAGACAGCAGCGCAUGCACAUAUGGUUUACUACAGGCAAGCUCCAUCUCUGACGGAUGGCUCGAGGUGACGGAUGGCUCGGCAACAGCCACCUCUUUGACUUCGAUCUCUUUCACGUGUGACAACGGGUUUGACCUGGUCGGCACGGCCACCAUUAAUUGUGUGGAUUCGACUGGCUGGGAGACGGGACCCACAUGCCAUGAAUAG
Messenger RNA from Mya arenaria, 780 nucleotides. Its product is annotated as sushi, von Willebrand factor type A, EGF and pentraxin domain-containing protein 1-like. The coding region runs from base 1 to 780 and encodes 259 amino acids. The record is from RefSeq and is a predicted model, not a curated record. The transcript is spliced from 6 exons. NCBI's taxonomy places the organism in Eukaryota, Metazoa, Mollusca, Bivalvia, Myida, Myidae.